UCGUGGUCUUGAAUAAUUCGCGAAAUUGGGAGAAUGUCAACAUGAUUCAUGUAAGAGGUCAAGUGAAAGAUUAAAGGGACAAUAUGGGUUAAUCUGGACCUAAAUAAGAAGAUAGAGACAAGGAAGAAGGAAUCCAGAGAAUGACAUUCCAGGACAAGUCCACCAGCUCUAUCCUGCCCUACACCUGUGUUUAUAUAGAUGCAGAGUUCAAGGACAUCUUUGGAGCCGCCUCGCGGUGUCUGACAUGUUGUGGAGACAGAGAGCAGGUCAUUCAAGAUCUGAAGCAGAUGUGGACGACAUCGACUAAUCAGAAUCCUGUCUUACCUUGUCUGUCAGUCAGAACCGGUCUAGACCUGUUCCUGCAGGUCAAAAAUUAUCCACCAGGCUCCGAGAUCAUCAUGUCAGCCAUUAACAUUCCUGAUAUGGUGUACAUUGUUAAACACCAUGGACUAAAGGUUGUUCCUUUGGAUGUUGAUAUAGAAAGAACAAGUCCAAAACUAGAUCAACUGAAGCACCUCAUUUCCACAAAGACAGUAGCCAUAUUAGUGGCCCAUAUAUAUGGGAAGCAGGUAGAAAUGGACAGUAUUAUAGACAUAGCUCAGGAGCAGAAUCUAGUCGUGAUAGAGGAUUGUGCUGAGUGUUUCUGUGGAUUUGAUUGGUUAGGAAAUCCCAGAUCUGACCUUUCCCUUUUUAGUUUUGGUGUAAUUAAACCUUCAACGGCUUUUGGUGGUGCAAUAGCAAAAAUUCGUGAUCAAGAUUUAUAUGACAAAAUGCAUAGACAUUAUUCUAAAUAUCCUGUGCAAAAGCAUGGGGAAUAUUUCAAGAAGUUGACCAAGUAUUUUAUGGUUUACUUGUUGUUAGACUGUCCUCAGGUGGUCAAACCUGCCAUGUGGCUUACCCGUACUCUAAAUAUAGACCACAAACGCUACGUUAUAAAAAUGCUACGAGGAUUCCCUAGUGAUAUGGUUCAUCGGAUCCGACAGCAGCCAUCCAAUGCUCUGUUACAAACACUUCGACACAGACUGAAAAACUUCAAGGCCACGGAAUUCAAGUCGACCAGUAUAAAGGGUGACUAUGUUAGGGAGCGCCUCCCAGAAAGUGUGACUAUUGUGGGGGCAGAGAGCACGGUCAACAACUACUGGCUCUACCCUAUACUGGUGGAAAACCCCGACACAGUGGUUAAGAUUCUGAAUGCUAUGGGGAUUGAUGCUUACCGAGGCGCCACUCAGCUGAACAUCAUCGAACCCGAGAAAUGGAACCCCCACCUGGACUAUUUUGCCCCACUGAUCCACUAUUACCCCCAUGAGGCACGCUAUCUCAUUGAUCAUGUCGUGUACCUACCAGUCAACAAAUCUGUGCCGUUCCAUGUUCUGGACCAGAUUUGUAAAGGGUUGGAGGUGGCCAUUAAAAUCAGCAAGAAUGGUCGAAGUGUUAAUGUCAGGCCCCAGUCCAAACUUGUUGAAGACAUAACAGGAAAGGCCUUUAAGAAGAUAAAGAUCGGAACCACAGACGACACGGGCGCACAUCGUCUUAACCGGCUCUAUUGUAUGGCCUUCUUCAUUGCACUCACCCUCUUCUCUAGUGCUGAACAGUUUGUCGGAGAACCAAUAUCUUGCUGGUGCCCUGCUCAGUUCAAAAAGUUCCAUGUAUCCUACGCCAAUGCCUAUUGCUGGAUCAAAAACACCUACCUCGUCCCGUUCGAGGAUUCACUUCCGGUGGACCACAGGGAGCGAGAGGACCAGGAGAUUAUGUACUACCAGUGGGUCCCUAUCAUCUUCGCUUUACAAGCCUUCAUGUUCUUCCUACCGAGAAUGUUCUGGAAACACUGGAACGGGUAUUCUGGUUUUGAUCUGAAGAAGGUGCUGAGGAUAGCGGAUAAUGCAUCUUACGACAGUCCUGAUGAAAGAAAGGACAAGAUUGGACAGUUGGCUGAAUUCAUUGACAGAUGGAUUGAUAUAAGGGACUGUAUCAUGGGGAAAACGAAAACUUCCAGGCGAAUCAAGGAAGCCAUGGCGUCCGUAGGAAUACACAAGGGGAAUUUUAUGAUGGUGUUCUAUCUUUUUACUGGCUUCCUGUAUUUUGCAAAUACACUUGGACAAUUUUUCCUGUUAGAGCUUUUACUGGGAAAUAAUUUUCUUCGUAUUGGUCCGGAUUUUCUCAUGUUAAUGUUUGAAGGAAAAAAGUGGAAGGAUCUGGAACGCUUUCCAUUGGUGACCUAUUGUGACUUUGACAUUAGACAGCUGUCUAAUCUACAACGCUGGACUGUUCAGUGUUCACUUCCAAUUAAUUUGUUUAAUGAGAAACUCUUUGUUAUCACGUGGUUUCUUCUCGUUGUAAUGACCCUCAUCAAUGGCGGACAUCUUGUCUGGAACAUGGUCACAUUCUGUUUGCCAUGGAGGCAGCACCAUUAUAUACUCAAAUAUCUGCAUUUAUCGGAGCCUAAACAUUUCAACUCCAAAGGCGCAGCUAGACAAAGAGACCUGGUGGAUAAGUUUAUCAAGAAUUAUUUGAGGAAUGACGGUAUAUUUGUGAUUUGGAUGGUGUCCGCAAACACUAGCCAAGUGCUGGCUUCAGAGUUGGUGGAGACAUUAUGGACAAAUUAUUGUGAGAAACCCACGAUCAAAAGUUACAUGAAUCUCGAAGAUGACGAGAUUCAGUGCUGAGUCGAUACAUGCAAGUCGAAAUUUUUUGUUUGUCUUAUUUAACAUCUGAAAAUUCCUUUUCACUUAAAGUUUUAUUACUUGAGAUGCACCCAUACCAAUGCAUUUGUUCUCUUGCUUUAACAGGUUUAAUACAGGUAAAUAGGCCACUUUUAUGCAAAACAUGUCUGGUAGGGUUGUAUAUAUUGAAAAGCCUCAACACUGAACGUAAGAGAAUAUUAAACAAUUUACAUACUUUCAUAUAAUUUUUUUUUGGAAUUGGAAUGGCAAGAAGUCAACACUGAAAACACAUCUUCGCUAGCCAAGGGUUUUCGGUCCGCAACGCUCAACCCUUGGCUAGCGAAGAUGCUGAAAACAAUGUGUUCAUGUAAAAGAACAGUUAAUGCCUCGUGUUAUUGCCUUGUAUUAGGUUAAAUUGAUCAUGAAACCAUUCUCAAGUACUUGAUGAUCUUGUUAACUUAUUUUACAGUGCUAAUAAAAUUGUGAAAGGCCAUAUGUUGAACACAUCUUCAUUUUAUUUAAAAUAAUUUAAAUUCCAAACAGGUGUUGCAGUUUUACAUGUAUAGUGUCGGAUUGACAAAAUUUUAUCUCUAAGAUCUAUUUGUAUACUGCAUAUAUUUCUGAAACGGUCCGUUGGUGUUGUUGAAUUUGUUAAUCUUUUUUCUUUGUUUAAGAUAUGGUGCUUUUUAUAUUUACCCAUUAGAGUGCUUGGUUAUUUACUGCGUUGUGCCACAAAUCAUAGUUUUAUGUAAGUAAAUGCAGAAUUAGUGUUCCUAAAGUAGAAUAUUGAUUUCAUUUUUUAAAAUCAAAAACAUUUCAAGAAUUGUAAACAAAAAAAAUCUACAUCGAUAUACAUACUCCUCACCAUAUAUUAUCAUGAGGAAAAACGAUUGUCAUGUAAGAUUUUUAUGCAAUAGUUUUAUUUUUAAGCAGCGUUUUAAUUUUUUGGUUUGAAGAUACACAUUUUAUAACCAUUUAAUCAUGUUAAUUUUGAAUUCACUGGUUCGAAGUAUAUGUAAAUUUACCGGUGCUGUAAGUAUGGAACGUAUAUACAUAUAGCAAUAAGCUUUACAUGUAUUUUAAGGCCUAAAAUAAAAUAUUGUUUGUUUGCAGUUGCCUACCGACCCACUGAAAAUGCACCCGACCCAAACUUUUUUUUUUAGCCAUUUUGUAAUAUUUUUUUUUUUUUCAUUUUUCACGAUAUUGAAACUGUUUCAUUUUCAAUUUUGGUUUUUAUCAAUCAGUAGUUCAUACCAAGAGUGGAGCUUACUCGUGUAUAGUAGGCCUAUGAAAAACUCUAUUUAAUGUUUUCUAACAAAAAUCUGAAAACAAUUUUUUUUUUCAAAAAAAGAAAAAAAAAGAAUGUCUACCUACCUACCCAGUCUAAAAAUUAUAGAUCGGCAACUGCAAACAAAGAUUUUUUUUAAUCUUGGCCUGAUUCUUUAAGAUCCAUUUUGUCUCAUAUUUUUGUGAUAUACUUUUAUUUUUUUAAAGUCAAAUUAAUAAAUCUGUUAAACAUAUGAUGUCACUGGUGAGAGAGUAUUUUGUAUAUUGUAAUUAACUUCCAAAAACGAAUAAAGAAUUAAAAAAGAUAUA
Molecule: messenger RNA, 4256 nt
Organism: Saccostrea cuccullata (small rock oyster)
Lineage: Eukaryota; Metazoa; Mollusca; Bivalvia; Ostreida; Ostreidae
Exons: 6
Coding region: 141-2663 (840 amino acids)
Biological process (GO): polysaccharide biosynthetic process
Molecular function (GO): pyridoxal phosphate binding; transaminase activity
Source: RefSeq, a predicted model, not a curated record